AUGGAGCCUGUUGAGAAGUGUUCGAGGGAUGCUAAGAUGGACAAGAGCAGUGUUCAUGAUGUCGUUCUAGUCGCAGUUACUGCAGGAGUCUUUAAUGGGAAAGCACUCUGCAAGAGUGUUAAACCCGAUGAAGCUGUGGCUUAUGGAGCGGCUGUGCAGACUGCGAUUUUGAGUGGUGAAGAAACACCACUAAUCCCACCAAGGAGGAGUAAGUUUUCUCUACCUACUCAGACAACCAAACAAGUAAUUCAGGUGUACGAAGGCGAGAUGUCAAGAACCAAGGAUAACAACUUGCUUGGUAAAUGGGAGUUCUCUGGAAUUCCACCUGUGCCCCGUGGUGUCCCUCGGAUCACUGUUUGCUUUGACAUUGAUGCAAAUGGUAUUCUAAAUGUUUCUGCCGAGGAUAAGACUACAGGGCAGAAGAACAAAAUCACUAAUGACAAAGAUUGUCCAAGAAUGAGAUUGAGAAGAUGGCGCAAGAGGCAGAGAAGUACAAGACAGAGGAUGAACACAGCACAAGCAGAAAGUUGA
Molecule: messenger RNA, 531 nt
Organism: Papaver somniferum (opium poppy)
Lineage: Eukaryota; Viridiplantae; Streptophyta; Magnoliopsida; Ranunculales; Papaveraceae
Product: heat shock cognate 70 kDa protein-like
Exons: 3
Coding region: 1-531 (176 amino acids)
Biological process (GO): protein refolding; cellular response to unfolded protein
Cellular component (GO): cytoplasm
Molecular function (GO): misfolded protein binding; heat shock protein binding; ATP-dependent protein folding chaperone
Source: RefSeq, a predicted model, not a curated record